GUCGCUGCUAGUCCCAGUGUCAAAAACGAUUAAAAAAUAACAGCGAAGUGAUAUUAGUUAUUACAGAUGUCCAUUUUGGCACUUUGCAAUGUCCAGCUAAUUGAGGAUGCUUGGUCACUAUACCUUUAGAACAGGCGUCAGUAUGUUUCUACACCUUACUGAGACUUCAGUCUCAUCACAGAUUUCUCAUUUCGGAGAAAUAUUAUCUUGAAUCAGAAAAGCCAGAGGACAAGGAGCACGGGAGCCCCUUUGAAACUGUGAGAAGUUUUGGCCGCCCGCUGCUCUAGAAAUUGAGAGGAAAGGAUUACGAGAUUAGUACUAACAGGAUGCAGUAAAUUCUCAUUAUGCUAUUUGGAGAGAAAAGGGCAGAAAAUGUCAGACAGCUCUUGAGUAGUCAAGAGAGAAUACCAAAUAUUUACACACACGCACACGCCAACACACACACAAACACUGCUGGACAGGCAAGCGUAGAAUAUGUCAGGCCAUUCUGGAGGGGCUGCGGCAGGGGGAAGCGUGCUGCCAUUUUUUUGGAAAGUGUACGUGAAAGCUGCAGUGUUGAAGUUUUGGUCUUCAAUUGCAAGACAGGGAAACUCGUCUGGAUUUAGCCUGGGAAAGAAGUUAAGUAUUAGUCCACUUUAAAAAUGUAAAUGCUGUACCUACAUAAUACAAGAAAAUAACUUAUAAAAUGCUCUUUUAUUUCAGAAUGGGAAGCUAAAAUCAUGAUGCUUUUCAGCUUUAUAUUUCAAGUCUCUACGGAUGUAUUGAUGUUACCAGCUCCCGUCCUGCUGGUAUUUAUGGUAUUGUUAUUGACAUUCAGUUAUUUUUCACGUGAUUAUUAUUAGGAGCUUACCUUUUACUUUUGUUUUUUUGUUUUUUUUAGGAAUUGAAGGGACUACACUAAAUUAACUGCCUGCCCACUCCUUAAAUUCUUUCACUCUCCACAAAGACAUUUUAAAACAAUUUACAGCCACAGAGAGUCGCAACAAGGAAGUUAGUAGCGGCAGUUAAGGAUCUCUUUCACCACACUGAGGAUGGUAUUGUCAUUAAAACGGUACUUGAGCCUGCCUCCUGAAACUGAAACAUCUCACAGGUGGAUCUUCAAGUACUCUAAACUCUCGCUUUUAAUUCUUUUGUCAGGCAACUCAAUGAGCCUACAGUCACUAUGGAUCUCAGGCACACUCGGCAACUUAAGUGGGUUCAUUAAGGCUAAUCAGCUGUUCUUGAAGCCAUUGCCGCUGCAUACUUCCUUGAAAUACGCCUUGCGCAUGCCCAGCAGGCUAUUGCAUUCAAUGGCUUGAUAGAUAUACCAUAAUCCUUGUAAAAUGAUAUGUGAUGGAAAGUUUUCCGAAUUUCGUGCUCCAAACGAAAUCAAGAAAAUGUCAAAAAAUAGCCGUUUCGUAAAUCACCUCCUCCCCAAAAAAACGAAUGUGAUGGCUGACUCACUGGAGAGAAUUUACAGUAGGAAACAUCAGGGAAACUAAUAUCUGGCUGUCAAACAGAUUUAACAUUCAAAAACAAAACAUCAAUUGUCCUCUGAAAACGACUUCCUUCCUGGAUUCCUAUUUUAUUCAGAACAUGGACCAACCGAAUGAUCGCUGACCACUGGACUUUGGACACAAUUGGCCUUUGGAGUGCUAAGGCUUUUACCAGAACUCCAAUUGAAGUUGGUCUACAGAAAGUUCCCCAGUGUGUGUCUUAAGGGCUAUCCUACCAUGUAAGGUACGGUAGACAUACUAUAUUUGCAGUCUCUUUCAUUUUUCAGGCUGAACAGAAAUACCAGACAGCAAAAACUUCAAUGCAGACACAUGCACUGCUGAAGAACGUCAACACAAACACUGAUCAGCUACACAGCCUUCGGGAAAUGGGAAGAAAGCAGUUCUAAACAGCAGUCAUGGUAGCAAAGUUUUACAGUGACCACACAGACUGCGAAAGCACACUGAAUCAAAUAUAUACAGACGGCGAGCAGGAGAGAGCCGUAGAGGGGGGCGUGCAUAUAUUUUGCUCACAUUGCUGAAUGGAUUUAUUUCCUUGGCUUGACUUCUAUGAUUCAGCAGACAGAAAUGUGGCAUUUCAACAGCUACACACAUACACCUUUUCAUAUUAACCUGCUGGUAAAGACAUUGGACCGUUAGAAGUGCUCUUAAUGUUUUCUAUGAACUGCUUCCAGAGGGUAAAAUAAUCAUGCCAUCACAUGUUCACAUUAAAGUGCACUUAAAGAAGUAGAGCAAAACCAGAUUUGCCUUAGUGAGCUCAAAGAGGUCUAUGAUGGAGUGUUAUCCUUUAGCAUUCCCAUUUAUCUCAAAGGCAAUUGCUCGGCUGGCCCAAGACCCUUUGGAAAAUGGACCAUCUUUGCUCGUGGAUGCUCAGUUCUUCAGGCAUGAGAAUUUUUGGGUAGAGAUGAAAAAGAUGAUCAUUUCAGACUGGACUCGCUCCUGUUUAUGUGUGGCGAGAGUCAUCAUUUGAAGACAUUAUGAUAAGUUUAUAAGUUUAUACCAGUCCAGUCAAUCUCAUCAGUCUUGUUCCAGUGUAAAGAAGAAUAUAGCCCUACACUGUGGUGGUAACGGUUUCUUAACUGUUGGGGAAACGCUUCAUCAAUGCUGCAGCAAUUAAAGUUCUUCCAUAUGGAAAGGCUGUUUAGCUAAUUAAAUAAGCUGAGUGAGUGAGUGGUUGAGUGCAUCAAGGUUUAUAUGACCUCUUGGCUUCUGAGCUGGAGAAGUUUUUCUGCAAUGCAGCCAACGACAACCAGUCGGGUUUUGACUUAAAUGACAACACAAACCCAAGCAAGAACAACACUCGCUGGGUCAGCGACUGCUAGGAAAACAACUGACUCCAUGCAACCAAUUUUUCAGUUCCUCAAGGGAUGAUGGGAUAUAGGAGAAGGGUCUGAAAGCCAGAGUCGCAGCACAACCGAGCAGGAAAUAGAACCUGUGGCUCUCAUUAGGAUACUUUCCCGGGCUCUCAAACGCACUGCCGUGUCCAUGUCUCCUCAUUACUAUCUUCUCACUCACUCGUUCAAGCUCCUCAUCCAUUUGCUGACAUUUUAUUACAGGUCAUUCUCACUGCACCCAGUCAGGAAAGCAUGUUGUUUAGGAAUAAUUUUUCUUAAUUGUGUAUAAUAUAGAGUAAAUAUUCAGCUUCAGCUAAUGGCAUGAACAGCCUUUACGCACUCGAGUGCAUCUGCAAAGUUCUAAUUCAAAUAACGGAAUGCAAGUUUCAAGAAUGUUUUAAAGCUGCAAAUAGGUAUGUUUCACAGCGGUCUUGGUAGUGGGCUUUUUCUCUCUCUCUGUCUCAAGCUACGUCUAUAUUAAUCGGCAUACAUUUUCUUUUCAAAAUGCUCUUGUUUUCCAAAAGCUGCUUGUCCAAACAUCUGAAAAGCCUUAAAUCAUCUUACUGCGCAUGCGUAAACCGUAAUUAAAGGUCACUUUGCAGGAAUGUAAUCUAAAGAUUGUACAAUGAAAGUGAAUAACACAUAGCUGGCACAUGCUAUAGACAUCUAUGGGUACAAUAGAGUGGUGGAACUAUGGCACAUUUUUGUAGGCCAAAACCCGGAAGCAGGUUAGCAUUUUAGCACUUCCAGUUCUAUUGUUCCAAAGUCAAUGGGUUUUUUGAAUGUGUUUAUGGUUAAUAGGCUGAAAUAAGGUCCAUGGUGAACACAAGCUCGAGAUACUUUAACGUUUUAUUCUACGACAUACAAUACAUCAGUAUUAUUAACAUACCUGUGAUUUAUUUAAGCUGUUACCUGUCUUGAAAGUGACAGUUCUUAACAAGUGGGUAAAUUGGACUACAGAGGCUGUCACGACGAACAGGGAACCAGCGUGAUGCUAAUAUCUGAUUGGCCUACAAAGUGACGUCAUAGUUCCACCACUCCAUAUGCGUCACAUGACUUAACUUGCUCUGAAUUGUAGGAUCACCGAGGGUGAAACCACGCUUAUGCACAAUAUAAUGGCUUUUUCUUCAGCUUGAGUCAUCUUAUGUAAUAUGGGUCAACUACAGGCAAGUUUGCAUGUUGAAUCAAGAUUUGCGGUCAGACCUGUCUCCUGUCAUUUAUCGAUCUGCAGUGGUUGGCAACUUAGUUUCACCCCUGGAUUGUGGAUGAAGUUUGAACCUCCUUCAUCAGGUAUCCAGCAGCACUAUUCUCAUCAGGAGGGUGUUAAUCUUUAACGGCGCUGUCUGUGAGGAGACAACCACCAUAGAGACGUCUGUCGGGUCCUAUCAGGAUUCUCCAUCUUCUCUUUUAUUGUGUGCACAAGUAAAUCAGACCUUUCCUGAGGAACUAAACCAUUCUCAGUAGGACAAGGUGGUGAAAUGCUGUUGUGGCCCAGCAACAAAACUGCCAUGUCACUCUACUAAUCCGAAGGUAGGGAUACACCUGCUCUGUCCCAGCAUUCCUUGAACUCCACUCAGUUUCAACCAUAUCAUCAUAUCCUGGUCACAUUGAAUGAAGACAUUCUGAAGCGACGCCGGCUGAAUUACACUUCACGACAGACACUGAGGCUAUCUACUGUCAUGGCAGAGCAUCAGUUUGAAGAGGAUCUGACUGAGCACUUGACCUUACAAAGAAACCUCUGAGGAGAAAUGUCCUCGUAGUCACGUAAGGAGUUCUGCUGAACGUUAAGUUACAGCAAUGUGCCGCUGCUGAGGUGAUUGAGGUGGGUUUCAGAAGAGCGUGAGGUGUGAGAGAGCUGAAGAGAGUGAGAACAAUCGAGCCUGCCGAACACAGAUCGGGAGUUUUGCGCUGUGACAGCAGUUGCUGACUUUCAGUCCAACUUUAGAUGCGAACUGCUCAGCGUAUACAACAGAAUUAUGUAGAACUACUUGUCCUCAGCAGUUUGGAUCCAUUUAGCAGUGACGGGCAGAUUCUCAGCUAACAAUUUUGGUUCCCAGAACAUUAUGCAUUUUAGUCAUGUUAGUUUUAGCAUGGUCUGUAUAAGUUCUCAUUGGAUUGUCAUUCAGAGAAUGUUAGUUUAUGGUUACAAACUUUAGAACCUUAAGAGCACAUUUCUUAGAACAUUAGGAAUUGGUUCCCAAAAAAACCCCAAAUGGGAACCAUGCUCUAACGUUAGAAGAACGUUCUAUGUUUGGUGGGAUUAACCAGUAUAGAGCACGUUCUUCUUAAGUUCUUAUUCAGUUGUCAUGAAAAACCUCCCUGAAAAACAUUCCAGGACAGUUAAUUUAUAAAAAUAAAACCUAAAAAUAACCAUUAGAGAACGUUCUGUAUAGGUUCCUAUUAGGUUGUCUUAAAAUUUAAUCGGUUUCCAUUGUAUUUUAUGUGCGUGUUUUCUUAUCGGAUAAAAAAUGUAUCCGACUCAAACGAACGCAUACGUUUUUUUAUGUGCAUUUUUAGAAUUUAUGUGAAUCUUGGCAUUUCCAUCCAGCAGUCUUUUACGCGAUAUCCCAAAAUGCGCAUAAAAAUAACAUAGUUAACUAACGCAGACCUUAUUGUCAGGUGUUACAAUUACAUUGCAUUAUUUGCAUUAUUUUUGACCGUAUCAGACCAGAUCUGCGCCUCUAAAAUCAAAUCAAACUCUUCCAAAGUACAUGCUUCAGGACAAACUGCAAUGUGAACCAGACUUUAUGCAGAUCAAAAUUCUGGCUACUAGAAUGACCCCUAACCCACAAGCAAACAAACACUUGGUAUCAACACCACAAAAUACCGAAUCCCUCAUGAACUCCUGAGGCGAAACGCACACAAUCUGCCCACAAGUACACCACAGAUAAUCUUCAUUGCAGUCAGGACUAUGUCAGACCCUAAUACUGUAAUCGUCUGGUGUUUUUCAUGUUUUGUGGUGCCCUUCCCAGUCAGCGGUUGGAGCACAAAGAGGGAACGGGAGCAGGUCAUGAUACACACGCCACGGGCCAGCGGCAGCACAGUAAAGCCCAAACCACCAGCAGCGUCCGCAGCUAAACAUAGCUCAACCUCAGCUCAGACAACCUCUCUCUCUCUCUCUCCGCGGACUCAGAUUAGCUGUGACGCUAAGCACACAGCAGUGGGCUGAAAAAUUGACCGCCGCGCUGAGUUUGGAGCGCGUUCAUACACUCGCCAAAUUCCUCCACAUGAAGGCCUGACUUAAUUAUCACGGUUUAACACCACAACAGAGCUGUGUCUCCUCGGCUGUUUUCAUAUUUGGCUUUUAAAUGAUAAUAUUAAUGUGCCUGAGAGAAGUUUAUGUAGCAUUUAAGCUUAUGAAAUAACAGUCAUUUGCAGUGUUGGGUAUCACCGUGUGCAGCAGUGACGCGACGGGGCAAGUUUUCUGGGAAAGUAUGUGUGCAUGUGUGUGAUUUUUGUCCCCCCCCAAACUGGUGUGAAUCACACAAAAAAUACUGUGAAAAACGAAUAACAUGUGAUUUUCUGUUUUAAAAAAGAACAGGCAAGUUACUUUGGCAUACGGUUAGAUAUAAAACUCCACAACCCACACUUUGCGAGUGUGUGUGUGUGUUUUGAGGCAUCGUCUAAUUUCAUAUGCAGCAUGUCUUGUGUGUGUGUGUGUGUGUGUGUGUGUGUUUGUGUGAGGCGGUAGUGUUGACUACUCAGUGAUGUCAGAAGCAGCCCUGAACCUCAUAUAUAUAUAUUUUGAACGUUCGACUGCUUCACAAGUAGCAGAGGAGCUCAGCAAGUCAAGACAACUUCAGACUCGAGUCUCAGCAUCUCUCUCACCUGCCAUCAGGACAAACCGAGACUGAUUUCAGGACAGUAAAUCCAAAGACUUUUGACCAGCAGAAGAAAUAUCCGUAUGGAUUGUUAAGGCAACUUUGUGGACUGCCGUCUGAAUCACUACACCUGGAAACUUUGAGGAGACUCGCAGAGCUCUGUCUUACAGGACAGAAGAGACGGAGACGCACACAUUACUGUCCGCUGAGGAUGAGGAUGUUGUGUUCUAGAAGGGUUCUGCAGCAGUGGUUCUUUGCUCUGUUCUUACUGUGUUCUCCUGUUCCGCACCACGGCAGGCCCGUCGAUGCCCUCAGCAGCCGAAUGAAGCGUUCAGUGACACACGCUCAGCUGAUGCAUGAUAAGGGCCGGACGCUGCAGGAAUUUAAGAGACGCAUGUGGCUGCAGGAACUGCUGCAUAAUGUUCACACGGCUGAGAUCCGCGAGGCUCAGCAGCCGAGAGGCGGCAUUGGUAUCGGCAGCAGCGGAGGAGGGGGAGGGGGCUUCACUGUCGCCAUGCCGAUGGGCAUGGGCGUCUCCAUAGGAACGGGCACAGCCCAUCCGAAACCCGCCGGGGGCACCAAGAAUCUGCCAGUCAGUUUCCGUCUGGAGGACGAGGAGGGUACCAACCUCCCGCAGGAAACCAACAAGUCGCAAACAUACAAAGAGAGCACGAUGAAGGCCAUCGGCAAGCGGAAGAAGAAAGGACGUGCAGGGAAGAGGAGGGAGGGAGAAAAGAGGAAGAGGAGGGCCCGUUCACUGGGCCGAUCACCGCUGGAAGAGUUCGGCAGCGGCUUCCACCUGGAGUGGCGGCCGUAUGUGGGCCAGCAGGUGGCGCUGCACUAAAACACUGUCAGUCUUUGACAACGAUCCGUGAGGACUUUUGAAAUGGACACCUAAAUGCUCAUGUUACCGUCCACUGUAAAAGUGAGAGGAAAAUAUUUAUUGUCUGUAAAUAUUCUCAAUGCACCCGAACAGUGACAAUGACAAAUAACGAUACUGCUAAAGCAUUAUUACAGCUCCACGGAGCUACAGAUUUGGAUCCUUGUGAAUACUUUGCUUUGUUUCUUUUUCGUUUUCCUUUUUAUUCUUUUUUUUUUUUAGGACUAUGCCUCUAUUACGGUGUCAGAAUUCCUGUAAUUUAUUUUGUUUGAAUGGUGUAUUUAUUUUGUAAAGGUAUCAAGGUGCUGCUGACCUUCUAUAUUUUUGUACUAUAAUGCACUUUAGAUAUAUAAAUAUAGAAAUAUAUACAAGUCAUUUUGUUAAUGGACGUAUUUUGUGGUUCAGUUGAAUGAAGAAGACUAUAGUCAAGGCCUUGUGUUUGCCCACCUUUCUGUUUCAUUGUAUGUUCGACAGCGUUGGCAUCCAUGUUUCUGUGUGUCUGUUCCGAAACCUAGUGAGCUUCCUACCUAGACAGCAUCAUAGAUUCAUUCCCAAUUCAUCCCAAAGAUUUUUCUUUGCAUACAGACAACAACGUUGUCAAAAUGAUCCCUGUUCACAUGGAUCCGCGAAAACGAUUAAAAAUGCUGUAUUCUGCUGUCAGGCCAGUAGAUGGCGAUGUUGAUUUGUAAAGAAAAUACGCUGCAAUAGACUGAACAUGUAAUACGCAUUACGUCACCAUUUUCACAAAUUUGCGUUUUUGUUGUUUACACCGAGACGAUAACGGUAUCGCUUUCAAAAGCUUAUCGCCGAAACGCCUUUGUUCUGUAAAUAAACGUUUUCCGUUUUUAGCUGAAAACGGUGUUGUGUAAACGUGAUGUGAUCCAUAUAUACAUACAUGAAACAGAUCAGAUUCCUGCACUCAAAUAAUCAUGACAGUUUGCAUCUGUUUGAUUUUAUUUAAAUAAUUUAUUAAAAUUGCUUAGAAUCAGCAUAAAUGUGUUCAUUGUGUAAAACAGUUACAUUUAUUCAGUUAAAUAGUAUGAACACAAGAAUCCGCGAAAACGACUAAAAGCGCUGUAUUCUGCUGCCAGGCCAGUAGUUGGCGAUGUCAACUACUUUGUAAAUAAAAUUGUUAUGAACAUGAUUAAAAUAUGGCUAGCUGUGGAACAAGAAAUAUUAGAUUAGUUCAAAUGGAUUUAUUGAUAUAUAAACCUGAUUAUUGUGUACUUAAAACACAUUCAGUUUAUUAGUACACCUGUUUUAUUGAUGUAUGACUGACAAAUAUCAAUCACAUUAAGUUUAUGUCGAAACAUAAUGAAAGGAAAUUUUAUAUGCAAUUCAAAUACAUAAUCUUACAUUUAGGUCUGAUUUUUUUUUUUUUUUUAGUGAAGAUGACCAAGAUGAGAGAAAUGUAAUUCAUUUAUUUUAUGUUGUUUAGCUUGUCAAACUCAAUAGUCUCCUUUGCACGUUGCUGUUUUAUUAGAGCAUUCCACAUCCGCUAUUUAAGUUCAGAUGCAGCUCACUAGGGUUUGGAGACGGGCUUUUGUAUAUGUGUUUAUUUUGGGUUUCUUUCCUGCUGACCUGGACGAGCCCCACAUCAUGAUCAUCCACCCUCACAUCAGCCUGUGCUUGAGUAGCGAGAGCGCCUCCUACAGCUGAGAUCACAACCACACCACGAUCUUCUGUACACGACCAGCACGCGUUAUAGAAUAACUCUUGUUGUUUUGCACUGAGAGAAAAAAAAAAAAAACCUGUACUGAAUGAAUUAAACAUCUGACUUUUCCUGCA
Molecule: messenger RNA, 9316 nt
Organism: Ctenopharyngodon idella (grass carp)
Lineage: Eukaryota; Metazoa; Chordata; Actinopteri; Cypriniformes; Xenocyprididae
Gene: pthlha
Product: parathyroid hormone-like hormone a
Biological process (GO): bone mineralization; adenylate cyclase-activating G protein-coupled receptor signaling pathway; osteoblast development
Cellular component (GO): extracellular region
Molecular function (GO): hormone activity; peptide hormone receptor binding
Source: RefSeq, a predicted model, not a curated record